GCUUCCAACAAACAACCUAAUUCGUUCUCUCUCAAGUCUUCAGUCUUUUCUUUCCUACUUAAUCAUUAGCAGUACAUUUCUAAUUUCACAAUCCUUCACAUAAUAACUACAACAAUGCGCUCACAGAUCCAGCAACUCGUCCUGGCCGCGGCUCUGCUGCAGUCCGCUGAUGCCGCCCCGGCCGGCCUUCUCGACGGUCUCGGAGUCGUAACCCAGCUGCUGGCACUUCCGACCGACUAUGUGUCUAGCUUGACCGGGGUUCUUGGCACGAAGCCCGGGAGCGGCGUCGGCGCCGGAGUUCUCAACGUCGGGGAUCUCCAAACGAAGCUCGGAUCGAUCUGGAACACGGGCAGCACUGGUGACUUUUACGGAAAGCUGCAAAAGCAAAUCGGCCAAGGUCUCGUCCCGAACAACCUCCUCUCCAGCUUCCAGGGACUUCUCGGCACUGGCCUUUUGGGAAGCUUAGACCUGACCUUCAGCCCUAACUUGUUGAAGCUUCUCACGAACGUCCCUUACGCAGAUCCCGUCUGGCUCAAUAUUCCUGGUGCUCUCCUUGGCGACGCACAGGUCAACUCCGAGUACGUUGCUUAUGCCAUUAACUACAUCAAUGGCAUCAGCAACAAGAACUCGAGCAUCAUUUCUUGGUCUCAGGGUGGUCUGGACACCCAGUGGGCUUUCACCUUUUGGCCUUCUACCCGAAAUGCUGUCGCCAACUUCUUCCCAGUAUCUCCCGACUUCCACGGAACCGUUCUUGCCAACGUCCUCUGCCUUUCACCCGGUAACGGUGCCCUCAACGCUCCCUGCGAUCCUUCUGUCAUUCAACAGCAAUAUACCUCCGUCUUCAUUAACACCCUUCGUUCCCGAGGAGGAGCCGACGCCUACGUUCCCACGACAACUUUCUACAGUGCUAUUCUCGAUGAGGUUGUCGAGCCCCAGCAAGGCACCGUUGCUUCCGCCUACCUUACCGAUGCCCGCCGCGUCGGUGUCACCAAUAUCGAGGUCCAGUCUGUCUGCCCCGGCCGCCCUGCUGGCAGUAUCUACGGCCACGCGACGAUGCUCUUCAACCCCUUGACAGCCGCACUGAUCAAGGAUGUUCUUCAGAGAGGCGCAGGACCCGCCAAGAUUAGCAACAUCAACCUCAACGACGUUUGCAAGGACUUCAUCGCCCCUGGCUUGAACCUCGAGGAUGGCAUUGCUACUGCUGGUUCGAUUGUUGCGGCUGGCAUUCGCUUGUUGGCAUACCUCCCGAAGCUCAUUGCCGAGCCCACUCUCAUGGCCUACGCCCGUUCCUGA
Messenger RNA from Colletotrichum scovillei, 1293 nucleotides. RefSeq lists its product as uncharacterized. The record is from RefSeq and is a predicted model, not a curated record. The transcript has 2 exons. NCBI's taxonomy places the organism in Eukaryota, Fungi, Ascomycota, Sordariomycetes, Glomerellales, Glomerellaceae. The coding region runs from base 115 to 1293 and encodes 392 amino acids.